UGUGCGUUACAUAUAAUUUCUUUUAUUUGUUACAUCUAUUUUUGUAAACACCAUGGCAACAAACAAUUCUUUGACGAUUACAAUUAUUUUCCUCAAAAUAUUAUGAAAGUAGACAUCGUAUGUCUUUAGAAAAUAAUCAAUACGCUCAAAUCAAAUUUAAAGUAAUGCCUAUCAUCGUGAAAGAUUUUUCUUGGUGGCAAACUGAAAGUAAAUUGUUUUUACAAAUAAAAAUUCCACAUAUCUCUCAGAAAAAUGCUGAUAUUCUUACAUCUAAUAAAUAUUUAAAAAUUAGCUGUUUACCGCAUAUUUUUGAAGCAAUUUUUUGGGAUGAAAUUAAUGAAGAAUGUAGUAAGUGCACUUUUGAUGAUGGAUGUGUUUUAUUUGAGUUACAAAAGAAGAACAGCGUUAAUUGGGAAAAUUUAACGCUCAAGAAAUCAAAAGAGGAGCUAAAAAAGUUAAAAUGUGAAAUUUUAAAUAACAUCAUUGAAGAACAACAGAAUAAAUAUCAAAAAAAGUCUAUUCUAAAAACAGAACGAGACCGAUUAGCUGUCAAGGAACAAAUAAAUUUCGAAAACAAAGAACAUCAACUUAUUCAAAGUAUUCGUGACGAAGAGAAAAAAAAAGUUUUGAAAGAGUUGAGUACGUGGAAAUCAAAAACAGAAAUUAUACAUGAUCAAAAAAAAAAUGAGAAAAUUAAAAAAGAUAUUUUUUCAACCGAUGAAACGAUUAAGAUCUACGAGAUAGAAAACGAUCCAAAUGAAUUUAUAAAUCAAUUGCCAAGUCCUAGAAAAUUUAAAACAAUCGAGAUUAAUUUCACUCCGAGACACUUUACUACUCCGAGUAGAGAAUCGACUAAAGCUGACGAACAAGAGUGGUUAAAAAAGCAGACUGCUGCCAGAAGGGCUGCAGGGUUUGUGGAAGAAGACUUAAGACCAGAAGAACAUGAUCCGGAAUGGUGUUUACAAAAAGGAAAUACAUUUAUGACAGAACUAAAUUACAUCGGAGCCGUGAGUGCUUAUUCGCAUGGGAUUAAGUUGAGCCCAAAAAUGGCUAUAUUGUAUUUGAACAGAUCUAAAGCGCAAUUUCAAAUGAAAAACUAUCACAAAGCUGUCGAAGAUGCAACGACU
Messenger RNA from Melanaphis sacchari, 1127 nucleotides. RefSeq names its product dynein assembly factor 4, axonemal-like. NCBI's taxonomy places the organism in Eukaryota, Metazoa, Arthropoda, Insecta, Hemiptera, Aphididae. Gene Ontology annotation, molecular function: protein binding. Gene Ontology annotation, biological process: cilium movement; inner dynein arm assembly; outer dynein arm assembly. The record is from RefSeq and is a predicted model, not a curated record.